Messenger RNA from Bacidia gigantensis, 2082 nucleotides. RefSeq lists its product as uncharacterized. The coding region runs from base 1 to 2082 and encodes 693 amino acids. Gene Ontology annotation, molecular function: L-aspartate transmembrane transporter activity; calcium ion binding; L-glutamate transmembrane transporter activity. Lineage: Eukaryota; Fungi; Ascomycota; Lecanoromycetes; Lecanorales; Ramalinaceae. The transcript has 3 exons. The record is from RefSeq and is a predicted model, not a curated record. Gene Ontology annotation, biological process: malate-aspartate shuttle; L-glutamate transmembrane transport; aspartate transmembrane transport.
AUGAAUGCGGUCAAGGAGAGCAUAUUGGGCGCUGAUCGCGAGCCAGACCUCUCUUUCCAGUCGAAGGCAACCUUCGAGCAAUAUGCGCAAGCCGACGAGAAUACCGGAGAGAAAUUCAUGGGGCAAGACGACUUCGUCAACGCGAUCGCCCCAGCUACAGAGAACUACCACAAGAUAAAGCGAGAACAGUACGCACUCCUAUUCCAAGUGGCGGACCGAAAGAAAGUUGGGAGAAUCAGUCUGCGCGACUGGGGAGCGUUUGAAAACCUCCUGGCUAAACCUGACGCCGAAUAUGAGAUCGCGUUUCGACUGUUCGAUGAAAAUGGAUUGGGCACCAUCAAGUCCGAAAAUUUCUUUAGACUGUACGAUCAGAACAAAGGCAAAGACACGAUACCGUUUGAUUGGAAUUGCGAAUGGGCCACUCUGUACGUGGGGUCCAAGCGACAUCGACAUGACAUUACGUACCCUCAGUUCUCCCAGAUGCUGCGUGGGCUGCAAGGCGAGAGGAUACGACAGGCUUUCCACAUAUUUGACAAGGAUAGAGAUGGAUAUAUAGAGCCGGAGGACUUCCAACGGAUCAUCCUUGAGACUGCCAGGCACAAGCUUUCGGACCACAUUCUCCAGAAUUUGCACACUCUGUGCAACAUUUCAACGGGUAGCAAAAUUUCAUAUGCAAACGUGCGAGCAUUUCAGAACGUCAUUCGAGAAAUGGAUUUGAUGGACUUGAUCCUCCGGAACGCGACGCAGAAGACAGAGGAUGGACGGAUCACAAGGACUGAUUUUUUGAAUGAAGCAGCGCGCAUUACGCGCUUCUCUCUCUUCACGCCGAUGGAAGCAGAUAUCUUGUUCCACUUUGCCGGAAUAGACGCUGCCUCCGGCCGGUUGUCCCUACAAGAUUUUGCCAAAGUUCUAGAUUCUUCCUACCAAAGCGCUUAUGCUCUAGGCAUAGAAGCAGCUGGUCCAGUAUCAGAUGUAGCAGACAAAGCAGUUUCAAACACCAAGCGAUAUCUACAUAAUGUGCUUGAAUCACUACACCACUUCGCACUUGGCAGCGUUGCUGGCGCUUUCGGGGCGUUCAUGGUUUAUCCUAUUGAUCUUGUAAAGACCAGAAUGCAAAAUCAAAGGGCAGGCCGGGUUGGCCAAGUACUCUACAAAAACUCCAUCGACUGCGCCAAAAAAGUGAUUAAGAAUGAGGGAGUCAAAGGUUUGUACUCGGGUGUCUUACCACAGCUUGUUGGCGUUGCGCCAGAAAAGGCCAUCAAGUUAACAGUCAAUGAUCUCUUGCGAGGCUAUUUUGGCAAUAAAGAGACUGGUGCAAUCUGGUGGCCCCAUGAGAUCGUAGCAGGUGCCUCAGCUGGUGCAUGUCAAGUGGUUUUCACGAACCCGCUUGAGAUCGUGAAGAUCCGACUCCAAGUCCAAGGCGAGCUGCUCAAAACACACGAAGGAGUCGAGAAGAGAUCUGCAAUGUGGAUCGUACGCAAUUUAGGUCUCAUGGGUCUCUAUAGAGGCGCAUCCGCAUGUCUACUACGAGACGUACCCUUCUCCGGCAUCUACUUUCCUACCUACAAUCACCUAAAACGCGACCUCUUUGGCGAAAGUCCAACGAAGAAGCUUGGCAUAUUGCAACUCCUAACGGCAGGUGCAAUAGCUGGCAUGCCAGCAGCGUAUCUAACCACCCCAUGCGAUGUUAUCAAAACACGAUUGCAAGUCGAGGCGAGGAAGGGUGAGACGAAAUACACAUCCCUCCGGCACUGUGCCAGGACUAUAUACCAGCAAGAAGGGUUCCGAGCCUUCUUCAAGGGAGGCCCAGCCCGCGUCCUGAGGUCGUCACCACAAUUCGGGUUUACUCUAGCAAGUUUUGAAUUCUUGCAGAAAGCAUUGCCAAUGCCUGGCACUGGUGGCGACGAGGGACCUGCAGGACAUGUCGAGCCCGCGCUUGGUUUGGUGGAGGCGAAGGCGCCGCUGCCAUAUCUACGGAGUCGUAAUGCAUUGAAGAUCAUUCUCGAUUUGGACGAGAACUUUGGGAGGCCAAAGGUACCGCAGGGGAGAGGCUGGAUACCUCUGACGGGGGCGAAUGCGUAG